Molecule: messenger RNA, 2067 nt
Organism: Temnothorax curvispinosus
Lineage: Eukaryota; Metazoa; Arthropoda; Insecta; Hymenoptera; Formicidae
Exons: 3
Coding region: 443-1708 (421 amino acids)
Cellular component (GO): extrinsic component of mitochondrial inner membrane
Source: RefSeq, a predicted model, not a curated record
CGCGCUGAGCGCGCUUUCCGAACGCAGCCUUUCGGCCCUUUCGUAAAAUCGCGUGAUCAGAUUCACGGCGUGACAGAUUCACGGAUGCUUGCGACAGUUGACGAUCAAAACAAUGACAGAGGUCGAGUGGCUGUAGCACAUAUGGUAGGAUAACAGUUUCCCGCCUAUUCCCGCCGUUCUUUUCGUGAGCAGGGAGAAGAGUUUCGACAAAAGCCCGUUUAUCACAGAUUAGGAACGUAGGUCAGGUUACAGCAUAUAUUACAGGCUUUUUUUUUGUUACAGUAUCCUUUCUAUUCAUCGCAUUGGAAUGAUAAUUAUUCUACCAAUUUUGUCAUAUUUCGCUUAACGCUCAUAUCUUACGGGUGAAAUCACAACAUUCCAAACACUAUAUUUGUCCUUUACACUGAAGGAGACUUUAAUAUAACGGGACUGUGUAGAAGUCAUGGAAUCGGAAGCAAGAAAUCAAAUUAAUAACGACUAUACCAACUUUUUCUACGCGACGAUGUGUCACGUUUGCAAACGGUUUGGCGACGGUGUCUCUUUGAAGCGGUGCAGUAACUGUAAGAUGAUCUCCUAUUGUGGUAAGGAACAUCAGAAGCAGCACUGGAAGCAGCACAAACCUUUCUGCAAAGCCAUACAGGACAUGCCGCGAGACUACAGGAUGGAUUAUCGCGGUGAAACUACGAUGGAAUGGGCCGAAAAGAAGAUGUCCUUUGCGGAGCUAGUGUCGUACAGGCUGGGACGUCGCCUGCAUGUGGAUGAGAAGGAGAUGAUUUAUUUUCCAAAAGAGUGCCUAGUUUGCCACGAAUGGAAGUCGUUGGAGAGUUGUCAGAAGUGCGCUGCCAGCUUUUGUCGAAUUCACAAAAACAGCCCUGACCACUGGGACAUCUGCGCUCCCCUGCAACUAUGUCUUGGCAUAGAUUUAAUUAAGAUAAGAGAGAUUCCGGAGAACGAACUUCCGGAUGUUGUCCUUAAAAAUAUUGUCUGCACGAGUGGAUUUCAGAGCAUGAGAGACUUUAUAAAGGAUAAUUGGAAUAUUCAGACUGACUCGGAGGUGUUGUACACUGUCGAGGCAGAAAAACUCGCGCUACAUUCGACAUAUUCCUUAACGUUGUUUCAUGCUAUGCGAUUAUUAAACUAUGUCCCAAAAAGCAACGAUUUAGUCGUUCAUGUUAUAGGUGCAGAUGUCAUCGAAAUAGCCUUGGUAUGGACGUGGGAAGUUUUUCUGGUGUUAAUGGAGACCCUGACAUCAGUAGAGAUAUCAGUAAAGAUUGUAAUUAUAGGGCCGGGCUUAAAAGAUAAAUUCGAUCCGUCACGCACUGAUGACUUUCUUGGGAAUAACAUUUUUUCUGAGUACCACGAUGUGUCAUACGAGAAAUAUGUGCGCAGUUCGUCAUUCAUAAAACCGAACGUGAUUGUAGGAUUUAGUGUGGGUAUUGAUGAGGAAGAUGAGGAUCUUGAUAAUAAGGAAAUAUCGGCGCCAUCCAUACAUGCGAUAGCGAAACAAAAUUGUCCGUUCGUCUUAGGGUUUACUUUGCUACAAUGUUUUCAGAAUGGGAUAAACAAAAUUAACACGAUUCUAGGUAAGGAGGUAGAUUAUCUCUAUAGCGGAAAGAACCCAUUCGCUUGUUGCAAACCGAUUAGAGGCUUUGGGUGCGUGAAUUAUAUUAAUCAGUAUGUAGUUAUCUACCAAAGUCUUUGUUCGUAAAUGAUAUGCGUAAUUUAAGUUAUCGAUACAAACUGAAGGCUGUGUUUCGUGCCGAAAAAAAAGGUUGCGUGUGCGAAAUGAAAGAAAUAAACUGCAAAAGACUGAAAUCCGACACUCCGGAAUGUCUUAUAUUUAUAAUCUCUACUUAUAUUUAUAAUCCAAGAAGCCAUUAUUUACUUGUUGAAUCGAUUAUCUUAUAUCAGUCGAGCAUAAAUGGAUUGUAAAUAUAACAAGAGUGGAUGCGGUAACGUGAAAUAUUAUUACAAUGGCUUUUAGUUUUGUUUGUAAUGAAGACAAACCUUUUUGAUAAUUUUUAUAAUAAAAUUUAUAUCUUUGUAAUAAAUUAUGUAUCAAGCAUU